Messenger RNA from Chara braunii, 4100 nucleotides. NCBI's taxonomy places the organism in Eukaryota, Viridiplantae, Streptophyta, Charophyceae, Charales, Characeae. The record is from the annotation of a GenBank genome assembly.
GCGCGGCGACUCUGCUCGUCACGGUGUAGGUGGUGGAUACGAAGCAGAAAUUGUAAAAAAUAGGGUCGGUCACGGCGAAAAGGUCGCCGGUGGCAUGCACAUGUGUUGUUUCGUCGCGAGAGCGGGGCAGGUGCAUGACGUGGCGAGGUGCUGCCACGUGUCAAGAUUUUGAGCAAGAAGAGGAGGCAGGGAGCCGGUUGUCCGCAUUGAGCAUUGCCGAGGGGAGAGGCGAUGGCGGCUCGGCGCGCGGCUGACGUGGCGGGGACACAGCUGCGGAGGCUGCUAGUCUAUCAGGGGGGAGCAUGCGCUGCAGGAGGAGGCGGGUUUCGGGCCGGUGCGCGGGAGCGCAACGCCCUCUUAAGGGGACCCUCCGCCAUAGCUGGGGUGAGGAAGUGGGCGGGGGCUCGGCAGGGAGUGACACGUGGCUAUGCCUCUUGCGUGGUCGUUAGUGGGGAUGACCUCGCGUUUCCGCCGUACCAGGAAGUCGCUAUGCCUGCGCUGUCGCCCACUAUGUCCCAGGGAAAUCUUGCAAAGUGGAGAUUGAAGGAAGGGGACAAAGUUGGACCUGGUGAUGUUCUUUGCGAGAUUGAGACGGACAAGGCAACAUUGGACAUGGAGUCCCAAGAAGAGGGGUACUUAGCAAAGAUUUUAGUCCCUGAUGGGACUGCGAACAUUCCGGUGGGCAAGCCAAUUGCAAUCAUGGUGGAGGAAGAAGAAUAUCUGGCGAAGUUUGCAGAUUUUGUGCCUGGAGACGCAGGGGCUGGGGCAGCUGCUGCUAAACCAGAACAACCACCACCUCCCCCUCCAUCAGAAGCACCUGCCCAGAAGGCAGAGCCCAUUGCUCCACCCCCACCCCCACCACCGUCACAAGAAGUUGCUCCUAAAGCGCAUGUGGAUAGCGGAGACCGCAUCUUCAUCAGCCCUGCUGCCAAGAAGCUGGCAUUGGAAAAUGCAGUGGAUCUCUCCUCUAUUAAAGGAAGUGGGCCAGAUGGGAGGGUAGUCAGAGCUGACGUUGAGGAGUUCCUCGCUACGAAGGGAGACAAGAAACCUGUAGCAGCUGUUGAUGCCAAAAAAGGGGUUGCUGCGGUGGUUGAUGGUGUCGAGUACACUGACAUUCCGCAUACUCAGAUUCGUAAGAUCACAGCAUCUCGGUUGCUCAUGUCGAAGCAGACCAUCCCUCAUUACUACCUUAGUGUCGACGCCUGCCUUGACAGACUGAAUGAGGUUCGAGCAAAGCUGAAUGCGAAGCAGGCAGAAACUGGAGGGAAGAAGCUGUCAAUCAACGAUUUCGUCAUCAAGGCUACAGCACUGGCCCUGAGGAGAGUUCCAGAAGUGAACAGCUCCUGGCAAGAUGAUGUCAUUCGCCAAUAUCAUAACAUUGACGUCACCGUUGCAGUGCAAACGGAUGCUGGUCUUAUGGUGCCAUUCGUUAAGAAUGCGGACAAGAAGGGAGUCGCUGCUAUAUCGGAAGAAGUCAGGGCCCUUGCAGAUAAGGCAAAGCAGGGCAAACUGAAGCCAUCUGAGUUUCAGGGUGGCACGUUCACAAUUUCCAACCUUGGAAUGUUCGGCAUCAAGCAAUUUGCUGCGAUAGUCAACCCGCCUCAGGCUGCCAUAUUGGCAGUUGGUGCAGGUGCAGUUGGCGCACAGUGGCUACAGGCAUUCAAGUCCUAUAUUGAAGAUCCGAUGACGAUGCUGUUGUGAGGGGGCAGGUCCUUUUCCGUUGCCAGGCCCAAGGAUGUGGGUGGCGUAUUCUCACUUUUCUCUCUCUUUACCUCGUGCGAAGCGCAACUGAAAUAAAUUUUUCGUUAUUCAGCGGAUAACAAUGGAUGGUGAUCGGCACCUAAGCGUCGGAACAUCUAACGCUGCCACCGCGUUGUCCUUCAUCUGCCCUUCCCGACCCGUCAGAAGAUUUCGACAAGUGCGGCACAGCCCCCCUCUCAGGUGGGAGUGGCCACGGAAGCUGUCAGCCCCCCCUCUUAAGUCCGCACAACUGUGUGUUUGAGUUGUGUGGAGGCAGCAGGCGGUUGCAACUGCCUACCUUAUCCUUGGAGAGCAGGAGGGACCACAAAAAAUGGUGGAGGCUUCCAAUGCCAGCCUUGCCCUUCGACAGCACUGAUGCGCUUUUUCCGAUUGGAAUUCAGGUGAGAGUUCGCGUCCGGAUGUCCUGUCUGAUUGGUGGGGUGGUGACGGCGUCAUCAUCCUGUCAAAUGAAUGGGUGCCUCCGUGUCUCGGUCCUUGUCCUUUUCUUCUUCCUUUCUCUUCUAUCGUUUCACCCGGUCCUUGUGCAUGGCACGAAAAGCGUCCCGUUGAACCCGGACCGGGUCUCUUGGCUUGUUCUUAGCCGUUGUGAGGAUGUUAUGAAGCCAGUCAAGGCAGCGACUGUUUUUUUUUUCAGCCUCUGCAGAUUGAAUCCACAGGUCGGCAAAUAUGUGUGCAUGAAGGCGGACGCUCUGUAAGGAGCGGAGUGGAAAGGACUUCACCAAGGUGUGUAUGGAAAUAGUGGUGCCGAAAGGGGAACCAAAACUUAGGAUUGCUUCGCCUUGACGCAUGAUUCAGACUGUACGUAGAACGAAGGACGGCACUAUGUUAGGAGUGGAAAAGACCUCAGGUAGACAAACUUCGGCGAAGCAAAAGUGAGGUGAUUCGCCUUGCCUUUGGAGUCGCAGCCUCUACCAUGCUGGCAUGCUGGCAAACGUCGCCAGCUAUCAGGCCGGCAAUGGCUUUAGAGCUGGCAGGUCUUGUGAGGACAGAUGCCCGAAUAGACGGACAAUCUCCACAGCCUGCAGUCUCAGGGGUCAGGCAGCUCUCUGACAGGCUUUAGCUGUCAGAGUUGCAGCAUGAGGCAGGGACCAUGCGCCAGCUGAUCAUAGGUUUUGCAGUUGUGGUGGUGGAGUUAAGUUACUGCCAGCUGAGAGGCUGUCUCCUUUUGUCCAGAUCCAUACCUACUACAUACAUAGGCUGAUUUUAUUUUUUUGCCUCUCAGACUGCCGAAAAUUGGUGUGGUACGGGGCCCGCUUAGGUGCGGCAGGUAUUAGGCCCGUAGAUGCUGGAAGGGCUGAGUUGAUAUUCAAGGCAUGCAUUGUGUCCCCUUCAGGAGGAGAUGCGAUAUGGAGAAAGUUCGUAGGAACGGAAGGGCGGGCAGAGUGUGGCGGAGAGGCGAAUCUGAAUGUAGAUGGGUAUGCGGUAUGUGGGGGAGAAGCUGAAUGUAGAGGAGGAAAAGAGCCGCGUGAGGUUGCUGUGUGACCGUAGUUUGGUUCCACCUAGAGUUAGGGUGUUGGUCUUACCACUGGGUUAAUGUAGGUUACGACCAGAGGUAGACUAUGAUUAGGUUAUUGUAGUAGAGUCUUCGUCGGCUUUGUAGUAGUCUUUGGUGGCUUUGUAGUACUCUUCGUCGGCUUUGUAGUAGUCUUUCGUCAGCUGGUUUUGGUCGGACAGACCAUGUUUGUUCAUGCGUUAGUGUUCGUGUUUAUGUCCUUUUCAUUCCCCUUGAGUUACUGCAUCCUAGGGCAAACUCACCCUAGGAUUAUUUCGACUGAACCUAGCCCAUUAUUAAGGCCAGAUAUGUCCGAGCAAUUUGUAGCAUGAGAUGCCUUGAGACACGUUGUGUUGGCGUUGAACUUACCAAAGAGUGCACGUAUUUUCACAACUUUGCUUCAGAGUCGAUCGUGUCUCGGGUUUUAACGGAGCCCUCGGAGGAGGAGGAUUUGUUGCCCAUUAUUGCAUUUUCAGUGUUUUUCAAACUAUUUCUUUUUCUCUGUGCCACUUUCUGUGAUCGGUCUUUCGCUGUGAACCCCGGCAGCAGGCGCGAAGGGAAGGAAGGAAGACGGUGAGGUUGAAGGGUGAUAUUGAAGGUGCAGGGUAUAUGCUGGUGGAUUGCGCCUUGUGGCUCCAUUGUGUGUGUGGGAUGUCUGUGCUCUGGAUAUAAACUUUUGGCAUCUUGAUGGUCACAGCAAAAAAAAAAAAAAAAAAAAAGGCUACUUCACGGGGUUGUGGUUUUACUGCACUUGUCCAGUGUGUCAAAUUUGUUUUGCAGAGACGGAGUCUUUCUGGAAUUGGCGACGAAGCAAAAAAAGGUUUAAAAAUCAAAUUAAAAUUGUUUA